Messenger RNA from Penaeus indicus, 2342 nucleotides. RefSeq names its product enoyl-[acyl-carrier-protein] reductase, mitochondrial-like. Bases 1814 to 2104 code for a protein of 96 amino acids. Lineage: Eukaryota; Metazoa; Arthropoda; Malacostraca; Decapoda; Penaeidae. Gene Ontology annotation, cellular component: mitochondrion. The record is from RefSeq and is a predicted model, not a curated record. The transcript has 2 exons. Gene Ontology annotation, biological process: fatty acid metabolic process. Gene Ontology annotation, molecular function: trans-2-enoyl-CoA reductase (NADPH) activity.
UAUUAUUUUUGAUUCUUGAUUUAUCCUUUGAAAAUCUCUUGAUAACUGUUUAAUGUUUAAUGUUUUAGACAAAUAGAUGUGCUAGACAUCAGACGUAACACAGCACUAUGGUAAAGUAUUUUGGAGGGAGGGAUUUUAAGAAGUUCUUUAUUAGAACAAAAUGUCAGUUUUAAAUGGCCAUAAGACAUUAUAAGAUAGUAAGGUAGUGAAAGGAGUAGAAAGAGGGGAGUAAGUGGAAUAGGAUAGGGAUUGAUAGAAAGGAAGGGUUAAGGACAAAGGGGGGAGUACAUCAAGUGAAAGGUACUUAUGUGUCUGGGGAAGGAGAACAGGCUGUUAAUUGAAAAGUUGUGGGAUUCCAUGAGGAUGUUUGACAGGGUUGAAGGGGUUGGGGAAGAGAGGAUAGACUUCUAUAUUGAUUAGAACAAUAGUCUUUGUAGUGACAGGCUGUAGAUACUACAUUGAUGCAUUAUUUUCCUAGGAAAGGGAAUAAAUUUGUGUAAAAAUCCAAAGCUUCACUAUUAAUGGAUAUAUAUCUGAGUUUUUGUUGGUGGUUGCUAUUUCCUUAAAUCUGGUGUGAUAAAGAGUAAAAGUGAUGGCCAUUUUAAUUAUAUAGUUAUGAAUAGCACAAAACUUGCUUUUUCAGCACUCUUGAUAUCACAUUUUGUACCUAAAUAACCUUUUCAGAAAAAAAGAGGCAUUAAAGAGUGUUUCCAUGGGUAUUGCAAAAGAAUAGCAGUUCACCACAUAUAUUUUCUCUGACCCCAUAUUCCCAAGAAAAUGUUUGUCCUAAUGUAAUUUGUCAUGUUUUUUUACGUGAAUCAAUAUAGAGCAGAAAUUCAACAGCACCAUUAAGUUCUGUAGGGUAAGCAUUACUGUGAUAUUUAUUCAAAUAGUUUGCCAUAGGUUAUGUAUGUUUUAGAAGCCAUGACAGAGGUUCACUUUAAUUGACCUGUGGUAAUAUGAUUUUCAGUUUUCAUAUUUUGUGCACUAUGGUUUAACAGUUUUCUUGUCCUCUGAGGUCUUGCAAUGUGAAUUUGGGUUUCUUAGCAUAUGCAGUAACCUCAAAGUAACAAGUAAUGUCCAGGUAGGGCUUAACAGCAAGCCAAUUUGUUUUGGUGCUAAGGUACUGCACCCAUUGUAAGAACCUCCAAGGAAAAUAUCCAGAGUUAAUUUUUCCCAGUCAUAUGAGAUAACAAUUAGGAUAAGUAGACAGAAGAAGAGAAGGAAAAGGAAAGAGGGAGAAAAAAAGACUACGUAAACUUAAUUGCGGCAAGGGCUGAGGUCCAAGGUAGGGGUGAUCCCCUGCCUUGCGACUCUGUCUCCCUGUCUCCUGUGGCUGUGGAGAUAUAGUGCAUUAUUUAUUGAAAAUUUUCUGUUGUGUCAACAUCUUAGGCCAUUAACAAUGUAUUCAAAAUAUAGCAAUAGGGAUAGUAUCAUGGUGAAGAGGGUAAAAAUGAUUAAUGAUUAGUUAAUGAUUAGGAUAAAUGGACAGAAGGGGUGAAGGGAAAAGGAAAGAAAAAAAGACAAAAUAUGCAAAGAAGUUGAGGAGAGGGCCGAGGACCAAGGUAGGGGUGAUCCCCAACCCACACCCCCACACAACAACAAGAAGCAAGAGAUUAGGGGGGUUAUAAUAUAGAUGAAGUAGCAGAUACUUUAUCUCAAUCUUAUAAGUAUUGACUACAAUUUACUGAACUUUAAACUUUUCAGAAAAAGUAAGGCAGUCCAAGCUCUCCCCAAGCCCAGUUUAGCUCUGAACUGUGUCAGUGGUCGCAAUGGGACAGAGAUCUUGCGGCAGCUGUCACCCCAAGGUGUUAUGGUCACUUAUGGUGGAAUGUCAAGAAAGCCUGUCACUGUUCCCGUUGGUUCCCUGAUCUUCUCAGAUGUGACUCUGAAGGGAUUUUGGAUGACCCGCUGGAAUAAGGCCCAUUUUAGUCACCCAGAACGAGAGCAAAUGUUAGCUGAACUUUUUGACUUGGUGAAGCAGGGUAAGCUGUGUCCACCUGAUCAUGCAAUGGUCCCCUUUCAGGAUUAUAAAACUGCUUUAAAAGAUGCUAUGCCAAGUGAUGGUAUGGUUGGUAAAAAACAAAUACUGGUCUUUCCUUAGAUAUGAACAAUCAAUUUUGCUGUGCAAAAGAGUAAAAGAAAUAUUGACAGUUCUAAACCUGUAUAUUGAAUGGGUUAUCUGUUUGAAUAUAUGCUAUGUAUGGUUGAAUACAUUAAGUGGGGGUUAGCUGCUAAUAUCCUUAUGAUGUACAUAAAGUUCUGGAAGCAAUAUAUUUAUUUUAUGACCAUCUUUUUUCUUUUUCCUUAAAUUUUGUUAAAAACACUUUCAUUUUCAACAA